UCUUCUUGUUUUUCUUUUUCUUCUUCUUCUUCUCCUUUUAAUUCCUGUAGCUUCGGCCAACAGUUUUUAUUUCUGGGAAUGUCUUUAUAUAAUUCCCCUUUUGUCAGGAAAUUAAGAGGGUGGCAUCUCUAUAUUUGAAAAAAGCAAUUAUGAACAAAUCAAAUCUGUUUCGUCUCCCAUUGGGGUUUGGCCGGAAACGAAUUCAUUCAUCACUCCUCCAUUCCUUCGAUCGGGCAGAGAUCGGCGGCGGCCGUCCGAUCGUAAUGCCGGCUCAGGCUCCGUCCGGCUCCGGUUCCGGCGGCGGCGGCGGCGCGGCAUGGCGCCACCUGCUCCUGCUCCUGACGGCCCUCCCGCUCGCGCUCGCCUUCCUCGCGUUCGCCCUCCAAUGGCGCGGCGGCGGCGUCGAGGACCCCGUCGCGCGCUGGCCCCCGCACGCCUUCCCCGGCAUGAAGGCUUCUCACUCCGCCGCUGCUGACCUUAGGUUACCGUCCUCCGCCUGCGACGAGGUCCUCGUCGGCUCCUCCUCGCCGGCCUUCCCCUACCUCCGCGGCUGGUCUUUCCAAUUCGACGCCGCGCACAACCCCAAGGUGUGCGUCCAGACGAGCACCUCCGCCGGGCUGGAGCAGAUCCUGCCGUGGCUCUUCUACCACAAGGUCGUCGGCGUCGCGCACUUCCUGCUCUUCGUCGAAGGGAAGGCGGCCAAGCCCGGCGUCGCGGGGGUCCUCGAAUCCAUUCCCGGGGUGAAGGUGGUGUACAGGACAAAGGAACUCGAGGAGCAACAGGCCCGCAGUCGAAUCUGGAACGAAACCUGGCUUGCAGGUUUUUUCUACAAACCUUGCAACUACGAACUAUUUGUCAAGCAGUCACUUAAUAUGGAGAUGGCUAUUGUAAUGGCCCGGGAUGCUGGCAUGGAUUGGAUUAUGCAUCUAGACACCGAUGAGUUGCUAUAUCCUGGUGGAGCUGCUGAGUAUUCUAUCAGACGUUUAUUAGCUGAUGUCCCUGGUGAUGUUGACAUGGUUAUCUUUCCUAACUAUGAAAGCAGUGUUGAGCGAGAUGAUAUAAAAGAUCCAUUCAGUGAGGUUUCUAUGUUCAAGAAGAACUAUGAUCAUCUCCCAAAAGAUACUUACUUUGGCAUGUAUAAGGAAGCAACAAGAGGAAAUCCUAACUAUUUCAUUACUUAUGGAAAUGGAAAAUCUGCUGCACGAGUUCAAGAUCAUCUCCGUCCAAAUGGUGCGCAUAGAUGGCAUAACUAUGCAAAGAGCCCAAAUGAGAUAAAGCUGGAGGAGGCUGCAGUUCUGCAUUAUACAUACACCAAAUUUUCAGACUUAACAUCUAGACGUGAUCGCUGUGGAUGCAAGCCUACAAAACAAGAUGUUAAAAGAUGUUUCAUGUUGGAUUUUGACAGACAAGCUUUUAUAAUUGCAUCAACUGCUAGUGAAGAGGAAAUGCUUCGCUGGUACAAUGAACGCGUUGUGUGGAACGAUAGGCAGCUCAAUCUAAAGCUUCUCAGGAAAGGAGUGUUAACUCGCAUAUAUGCCCCCAUGGCAAUUGUUCAAGGUCUGAGAGAGUCCGGUGUCUUCACUAAAGUCAUUGCAGCUGGCCAAUCUGCUGUGAAUGGUAAAGUUCCACUGAAGCAACACGACGCCCAGAACAAGACCGAUCCUAAAACCACAGAUAUAUCUAGGAAAUUCAUCAAAGCUAAUUCUAGGAAAAUUUUGAACAUCAUAGAAGAGUCUGCCAACAUGGAUAGUGAUGCAUCCGCUGUUCCCCCUUUGUCACCCCCCAGUUUGGAUGAUGAGCAUGAAUUCCAUGUAAGUUGUCCAGGCACUGACAGAAGCAUGGAUGGAUAGUCUUAACUUGCUCCCGUUUGGUGAUCAACUGAUAUAUAUCCAGGAUACAUUGAUAAAUAUAAUGUAAAUUUGUUCAUGGCACAGUUUUUGUACCCAUUUUUUUAGCUAGUAACAUGGAGAUGCAUGACAAAAGAUAUGCUACAUACAAUCAUACAAAGAUAUAGAAUACAAGGAUUUGUGAUGAAUUCACUUUUCUUUUCA
Molecule: messenger RNA, 2051 nt
Organism: Brachypodium distachyon (stiff brome)
Lineage: Eukaryota; Viridiplantae; Streptophyta; Magnoliopsida; Poales; Poaceae
Product: glycosyltransferase-like At2g41451
Exons: 11
Coding region: 150-1850 (566 amino acids)
Biological process (GO): response to abscisic acid; cellulose biosynthetic process
Source: RefSeq, a predicted model, not a curated record